This is a messenger RNA of Rhodamnia argentea, 671 nucleotides long. RefSeq lists its product as uncharacterized. The transcript has a single exon. The record is from RefSeq and is a predicted model, not a curated record. Lineage: Eukaryota; Viridiplantae; Streptophyta; Magnoliopsida; Myrtales; Myrtaceae. Bases 128 to 481 code for a protein of 117 amino acids.
CCACCACCACCACCACCAUCAUCAUCAUCAUCUUCUUCUUCUUUUCUUCUAUAAAACAUUCAACAAAAACCCCCGAAGCGGAGAAGAUAAGGAAAGAGAAGCAAGAAGAUAACGAGCUUCCGGCACCAUGUCCGUGAAGAAAACUCUCUCUCUAAACAGAGAGAAGGCCGGCAAAUCUGCCAUACCCGCCAAUAAAACCCUCUCCCUCAACGCCAACAACAGAGUGUCCUCCUCCUCGGAAGCCACGGGUGCUAGCAAUGAUGCUGUUGUUGCCAAGAAGAGGCGCACGGACAGGUGCUUCUCCUUCUCGUUCAUGGAGAUAAACAUCGAAAAGCCGGCGGGCUCGACAUCGCUCGAGGACGUUGACUCGAACAAGUUGAAGGCCGAGAUCAAGCGGUGGGCCAAAGCCGUCGUGAGGUACGCCCGCCAGGUGAGCGACCGCUUCGGGAGGUCGAGCUCGGGCUCCAACGUUAGUGGCUGAUCAUGUAUGCUGGAGAUCCCAAGUGAUUGUUUUCGUCAGGGAGGGAAGACAGAGAUGUACCUCAAAAGAGAAUUGAAGAGGAGGAAAGUGAUUGGAUGACGGGACUCGAGACAAGGUGAUGGAUUUUGCGUGUACAUAAUUUGGAAACGAAUAACGAUGUGAAUGAGAUUAUGGAAACUUUGAUUCUCGG